AUGACGGCAACUGGCGCCGAGCCAGCAGCUCCCGCUACUUCAAUCGCAUCGCUGCAUCUGCUUGCCGACCUAGAAGGCCACGCUUCUCGAGCAUGGCAUCUUGCAUGGAACCCGCGCAUGCCUAUCCUCGCCUCGUGCUCCGGAGACAAGGACGUUCGUCUGCACGCCUACUCUUUCGUCUCGAAAACCUCCGCGGAUGGGCCCUCCACCUUCAAACGGCCGUCGUUCAAUCUUCGCGAAGUGAUCCCAACCGGCCACCAGCGCACCGUCAGACAGGUGGCUUGGUCUCCCGACGGCAAGAUCCUCGCGACUGCCUCUUUCGACUCGACCGUGGGCAUCUGGGAGAGGAUACAGGACAUCGACGGCUCCUCGGAGCUCGAACAUAACACGCCCGGCGCCGGACCGGUUGGGCUCAGCAAAGGUGGUGCACAUGUAGACGAGCCCGAGUGGGACUGCGUUGGAACGCUCGAAGGGCACGAGUCGGAGUGCAAGUCGGUGGCAUUCUCCAACACGGGCGGCGUGCUUGCGUCGUGCAGCCGAGACAAGUCAGUGUGGAUCUGGGAGGUGCAGCCUGAUGCCGAGUUUGAGUGUCUCUCAGUGCUGAUGGAGCACUCGCAGGACGUCAAGGAGGUGGCGUGGCAUCCCAAGGAGGAAGUGUUGGCAUCAGCUUCGUACGACGACGUCAUCAAGCUCUACAUUGACGACCCAUCGGAUGACUGGUUCUGCUAUACGACGCUCUCGGGCCACGAAUCGACCGUGUGGAGUCUCUCGUUUUCGCCCUGUGGCCACUAUCUGGCGUCCGCCUCGGACGACCUCACGGUCCGUAUCUGGCGCCGUCUGGACGCGGAUGAGUGUGAAGCGCACGGCGUGAAACCAGAAGGCAAAAUGGCCGGGCGCAGGGGCGAAAAGUGGAUCGCGGUGAGCGUAAUCAAGGGUCACCAUGACCGCACCGUCUACAGCGUCUCGUGGGGGGUAGACAAGACAUCGUCGCGUGCAGGCAACCUGGGUCGUAUUGCAAGUGGAGGAGGCGAUGGACGUAUCUGCGUCUAUCAAGUGACCGCCUCGGACGAUGCCAAGUCACUGGCACCCAAAGUGGAACUCGUCGGCAAAAUGGAGAGGGCGCAUGGAAGUGCCGAUGUCAACUGCGUCUCGUGGGCGCCUGAGAGUUUAAACGCAAGAGCGGGUGCAAUGGCCAAGAUCGAAGAGCUCAUGGACGACGGCGAGGCGGCCACUAGUGCAGGUGAGGGUCAGGCGUUGUCGCACGAGAUCAUGUCCGACAUGCUGGCCAGUGCAGGCGACGACGGCAGCAUCAAAGUGUGGACGCUAUCCACAUCUCCGUAUGCCGCCGCCGCCGCGGAUAAAUAG
Sporisorium graminicola is the source of this 1365-nucleotide messenger RNA. RefSeq lists its product as uncharacterized. Gene Ontology annotation, biological process: iron-sulfur cluster assembly. The coding region runs from base 1 to 1365 and encodes 454 amino acids. The record is from RefSeq and is a predicted model, not a curated record. Gene Ontology annotation, cellular component: cytosolic [4Fe-4S] assembly targeting complex. Lineage: Eukaryota; Fungi; Basidiomycota; Ustilaginomycetes; Ustilaginales; Ustilaginaceae. Gene Ontology annotation, molecular function: protein binding. The transcript has a single exon.